UUGAAUGCUCCCCAUUGCUGUGGUCAGACCAGGUUAUUAGUUCCUACCAGCAUAGCUCAGACUCACAGUCUUUACAGAUGAGAUAACCGCAUGCAUACAGGACAAAGCCCUGGCCAGGAAACAGAAAGGAAUUUCCAAGAGGUAAUUCAACACGAAUUGUUACAACUUUAUUAUCAGCACCGGGACAGACGCAGCCCCUGCACACGCGGCUCCGAGAUGCAGGAAGCUGGAGAGAAGGGAGGGAAGACCCUCCCAGGUGAAGGGGAGGAGGCAGCAGCCAUUAGCCCAUGGGGUAGUUUGCUCCUUAUCAGUAGUGCCCGCGCUUUGCUUUGUUUCCGUCCCUGUCAGCCGUGCCCGGAGCCGGCGGCACGGCCCAGGCAAAGGCCAUGGCCGGGCUGAAGGAAGAGCUGACCUGUCCCAUCUGCCUGGACAUCUACAAGGAGCCCACGAGCGCGGGCUGCAGCCACAGCUUCUGCAAGGACUGCAUCAAGCAGGCGCUGCGGGGCCAGCAGAGCCCUGCCCGGUGCCCGCUCUGCCACUCGCUCGUCGGGGAGCUGCGGGCCAACUUCCACCUCCGCAACAUCGUGCAGAGGUUCCUGGAUGAUCCCGCGCACCGAGAGGAGGAAAAGCAGGAAGCGCAAGGCCAGGAGAAGGGGGAAAGCUCGGGCCAGGCCGGGGAGGUGGUGCUGUGUGACUCCUGCCUCCAGGAGCCGCAGCCCGCAGUGAAGACGUGCCUGAGCUGCGAAGCCUCGCUGUGCCAGGCGCACCUGAGCAGGCACAACAGCCGGCACGGGCAGAAGAGCCACGUGCUGGUGGAGCCCUGCGAUGGGCAGCUUUUGGCUGAGAGGAGAUGCCCCCAGCACGGCAAACUGCUGGAGUGCUUCUGCGAGAGUGACUCGGAGUGCAUCUGCGUCCUGUGCUCCGUCAUCUCGCACAAGAACCACAAGAUCAUCAGCUUGGAGGAGGCUUUCAGCGAAGCGCAGGUAUCUUUUCCUGGAAUUCUGAAAACACUGAAGAACCAUGAAGCUGUCGUGGAUAAAGCCCUUGUAAACCUGCUGAAACAAAUGGAGGGACUAAAGAGUGAUGAGAGCCAGCGGAGGGCACGGCUGGAGAGCCUGUUCCAGGAGAUGCAUAAAGAGCUAGAGAAGAAAAAAAGGGAGGUCCUGAAAGUUCUCAGUGACUAUGAGGAGGAACAACUUGCUAAGAUUCAGACAGAGUUGAAUAAUCACAAGAGGAUGAAGGAUUUGGCCAACCAGGAUGUUCAGAAGCUGCAGGCUCUGAGGAAUCAGAAGGACACACUUCUUUUCACCAAGGCUUUUUCAGCGAUCAGAGGCAGGAAAUGCCAGCCGCUUCCUAAAAGGGAAGUUGUGCCAAAGCCACCCAUUAAUUUGGAUAAAUCAACCAAAGAUGGUAUUCUGAGACUUUUCCAGCAAUUCAUCUCAAACAUGGAGGUCUCCUUUAAGCUCUCAUCACAUUGGGGAUAUGAAGGAACAUCUACUGGUCGAAGAUAUUAAUGGUAGAAGAAACACUGUCUUUUCAUGAUGUGUCUGUCAAGGCUGGACAUCUUGCUAAGAACUUCAGGCUUACAGAGACUGGAACCAUCUCUUUCAAAUGUCCCAUCCAUGAUGCCAUCAGAGUGAUGAAGCUCCUGUUAGUAAUGUGAUUACAAGGUGUUUUGUUUGUUCAGGCCUAGAAAUUGUGCGCCUUGCACGGAGGCUAUGCCAAGCUGGAUUGUGGGCUGCUAUGAGGGGGUGUAUCACAGCACCCCACCUCUUCCUGCAAGAGCUCCUCUUAUUUAUUCUGUUAAUCAUAAUGGAAAUACCGUUAAGUUGGGCAUUUUUGCUCGGCUGUUUUAAAU
Molecule: messenger RNA, 1858 nt
Organism: Melospiza georgiana
Lineage: Eukaryota; Metazoa; Chordata; Aves; Passeriformes; Passerellidae
Product: E3 ubiquitin/ISG15 ligase TRIM25-like
Exons: 6
Coding region: 387-1514 (375 amino acids)
Molecular function (GO): zinc ion binding
Source: RefSeq, a predicted model, not a curated record